AUGCUUUCGCUCAAGUCCACUCUCCUCCUCGCCGCCUCGGCGACAGCCACAAUUUUCUACGCCGGCGUCGCAGAAUCCGGAGGCGAGUUUGGCGCCUACUCCGCCACCGGUGUUAAUGGCACAGGUCUGCCAGGACGUUUCAACGUCGACUAUGCCUUCCUCAACGCCUCCACCGUGCCCAUCUGGGUGAAGCAGAACAAGAUCAACACCUUCCGUGUGGCAUUCCUGCUGGAGCGUAUGUGCCCACUCGAGUACGGUCUCGGUGCCCGGUUCAACGAGACCUACUUCUCCGAGUUCAACGACGCCAUCAGAGCCAUUACCAGCGCUGGCGCUUAUGCCAUCUUGGACCCGCAUAACUACAUGCGGUACAAUGACCCCAGCCAGCAGCCUGGAAGUGGAAGCAUCAUUGGCAACACGGCCGAUCCGGCUGCGGCGACUACCGCUCAGUUCCAAGCCUUCUGGCACGAGCUCGCCUCCCGCUACAUCUUCAACCCUAACGUCAUCUUCGGCAUCAUGAACGAACCCCACGACAUGCCCACAGAACUCAUCCUCGCCAACGACCAAGCCGCCAUCAACGGCAUCCGCACCGCCGGCGCUAUACAGCUCAUCAUCGCCCCGGGUAACGGGUACACCGGCGGCCACAGCUGGAACCAAUCAACGUGCGCAGGCUGCACGCCGAACACGCAGGUGAUGAACAAACUCAAGGAUCCCCUCGGCAACACGGCCAUUGAUGUGCACGAGUACCUAGACUCGGACUUCAGCGGCACGCACCAGCCUUGCGUGCAGAGCUUCCCAGCGAAUAUGUAUGGACUAACGCAGUGGUUGAAGGCUAACAACCUUAAGGCUAUGGUGACGGAGUUCGGAGGCGACAACAACAACUACACGGAUAGCUCGAUGUGUGUGGAGUACCUCACCGAGGCGGUCAAGUAUAUGAACAGCAAUCCUGAAUAUAUCGGCUGGACUGCAUGGGCUGCUGGACCGUUCUGGGGCUCUUACUCCCCUUGCUGUGAGGACUACGGCAGUUAUGGCUCGCUUGAGCCUGGCAGUGUGGCUUCGGACGGCACGCCGGGCAUGUACUACACCGUCUGGAAGGCGAUCAUACAGCCGUUAGUGCCGAGUGCGCUGCAGAGGUUCGGGAUCUCCAGCAUCUAUGGUGGGAUCGAAUUUUGA
Baudoinia panamericana UAMH 10762 is the source of this 1170-nucleotide messenger RNA. RefSeq names its product glycoside hydrolase family 5 protein. Gene Ontology annotation, molecular function: hydrolase activity, hydrolyzing O-glycosyl compounds. The record is from RefSeq and is a predicted model, not a curated record. The coding region runs from base 1 to 1170 and encodes 389 amino acids. The transcript has 3 exons. Lineage: Eukaryota; Fungi; Ascomycota; Dothideomycetes; Mycosphaerellales; Teratosphaeriaceae. Gene Ontology annotation, biological process: glucan catabolic process.